Messenger RNA from Ectocarpus sp. CCAP 1310/34, 987 nucleotides. NCBI's taxonomy places the organism in Eukaryota, Phaeophyceae, Ectocarpales, Ectocarpaceae. The record is from the annotation of a GenBank genome assembly.
AUGUGCUUGAGAGCCAUGGAGAGAUACGGAGGAAACGCGGCGGCAACGGCGUUAGGAAGAACUCUCUCCAUGCACGAGCUCGUGCGAACGCUUCCCAUGCGCGAGCAGCGAAGCGGCAACGGCACCGUCAACUCGACAGCACCAAGUGCUGCGAUGGCACCGUCGUCAACAAUACCGUCCGCGAUGACAGCAGCGGCGGCGGCAGCGGCAGCGGCGGCAUCAGGAACGGCCGUGGCGGCAGGAGGGAUGGUGCUAGAUGGUAACGUCCAGCCCCCGGUGCCGCGUGGGUUGAGGUGGCUCCAGCUCGUGCUGUGGAAUAUCGCGUGCAUAGCCUCCCUGCUCGUCACGUUUGUCUGGGCUACGGAAGACUACGUCCGACAAGUUCGGCAGGGCGUCAAGAACUUCGACGUUCAGGCUCACGGCCUGGUAGCGUUCUUCAUGCUCGUGGAUCAGCUGCUCAUAGCAGACACGUACAAGCUGGGGCAUAUGAUCUUCACCCAGAUCUACGGGCUGGUAUACCUAGCCUUUUCUGUCGUUUGGUUCUACAACGGCCCGGAAGAUGAGAAGUAUCUCUACGAGGACACACUCGAUUGGGACGAGAACAGGCUGCAGGCCUGCCUGUCGGGAGGGGUCGCCGUAGGGGUCCUCGUACCGAUCGCCGGACUGCUGCACCUGGGGGUGUUCAGGCUGCGAGAAGCACUCUACCGGAGGGUUCGAGACAAGGAGAUCGCUACCCUGAAACGAGAGCAUUCGUUGGCCACGGAGGGCGCUUCUCGCCAUUCGCUACGGGUAGCUGCAAGCAGCGUACCGCUAUGAGUAGAGGAUCCCCUGCAUGUUUUCUGCAUACCAAUGCAUGCGGUUUUGUUGACGGUGCAAUGGAUUGGGUCUUGAUUGGGAGAGGCUAUCAUGGCGAUAAGGUUGACGGGACGAGGAUAGACUUCGGCUGCAGGUAUCUCUCGGAGGUGUUCGAAACGUGUAUCUAUCUAC